This is a messenger RNA of Anthostomella pinea, 813 nucleotides long. The record is from the annotation of a GenBank genome assembly. Lineage: Eukaryota; Fungi; Ascomycota; Sordariomycetes; Xylariales; Xylariaceae.
AUGUCGGACAAGGCCGAACCGACGAGCCUUGCGCGAGACGAUGCGCCACCUCCGCACAAACGCAGCAGAAGUGACCACCGCAGUCAAUCGCCGCGUCGCAAUCGCGACAGAAGGGACGGAGAUAGAGAUAGCUACGGCGGCCGCGACAGCUAUCGAUCUCGAGGCGACGACGCAUAUCGAGGCUCAGGCCGAGACAGAAGAGAACGAGAGGAAGACCGAUCAGGCGCGCGAGAUGGUGCCAGAGAUGAAUCAGAUCGGGGAUACGCAGACCGAGACCAGGGCAGAGAUAGAGAUCGAGACCGAGACCGAGACCGACCGAGGCCGAAGAAGGGCUUUGGCGGCUUCAAAUACAAGGACAAGAGUCGAGACGAUGCGGAGGAUGACAGGCGCGGCGGCUCGCACAGAGGUUACCGCAACCGCUCGCCUUCCCCACGCCGCCGAGAUCGGGAGCGGGAUCGCGAUAACGGUCCUUCCUCAUCAUCCAAGAAACCCAAGAAGAAGUCUGCCGACGACGAUACCACCAAGCCCCCCACCCGAGCACCUGCAGCAGCUGCUGCCCCCUCCAGCGGCGGUGAGGAGAUGAUCAUCGUGCACAUCAACGACCGUCUGGGGACCAAGGCGGCGAUCCCGUGCUUCGCGUCGGACAAGAUCAAGGAGUUCAAGACGAUGGUGGCGGCGCGGAUUGGGCGGGAGCCGCACGAGAUCCUGCUGAAGCGGCAGGGACAGCGGCCCUUCAAGGACAUGCUCUCGCUGGCCGACUACGAGAUCAGCAACGGGGUGCAGCUGGACCUGGAGGUCGACACGGGCGACUAA